AUGGCGUCCAUCUCCGCCGCAGCCACUGCUGCAGCUUCAUUUACAUACGCCACGCCUUCCUCAUCUUCCUCUUCUUCAUCCCCUCUUUUUACCCUUCAGAAACCCACCACCAGAAUACUGCUUUCUUCUUCGUUUGUUUCUAAAUCUUCCACAAACCUUUUCCUCCACAACCCUUCUUCAUCCUCCGCCAACGCUUCUCACCGCCGCCGCUCUCUCACCGUACGCGCUGCUCGGGGGAAAUUCGAGCGAACUAAACCCCAUGUCAACAUCGGAACUAUCGGCCAUGUCGACCAUGGAAAGACUACACUCACUGCCGCCCUCACCAUGGCCCUAGCCUCUACAGGUGGAGGAAUUGGCAAAAAAUACGACGAAAUUGACGCCGCUCCUGAAGAACGUGCUCGUGGUAUCACCAUCAAUACCGCCACCGUAGAGUACGAGACGGAGAAUCGCCACUACGCCCACGUCGACUGCCCUGGUCACGCUGAUUACGUUAAGAACAUGAUUACUGGUGCUGCUCAGAUGGACGGAGCUAUCCUCGUCGUCUCCGGCGCCGACGGCCCCAUGCCUCAGACUAAAGAACACGUUCUGUUAGCGAAACAAGUUGGUGUCCCUAACAUGGUUGUUUUCUUAAACAAACAAGAUCAAGUCGACGAUGAGGAAUUGCUUGAAUUGGUCGAAUUGGAGGUAAGAGAACUCUUGUCUUCCUAUGAAUUCCCCGGUGAUGAUAUCCCAAUUAUCUCCGGAUCUGCUUUGUUAGCUUUAGAAGCUCUAACAGAAAACCCCAAGAUUGCAAAAGGCCAAAACAAAUGGGUCGAUAAAAUCUAUGAACUAAUGGCAGCUGUCGACGAUUACAUCCCAAUCCCGCAAAGACAAACCGACCUCCCAUUUCUAUGCGCAAUCGAAGAUGUGUUUUCAAUCACUGGUCGUGGAACAGUGGCCACGGGUCGUGUCGAGAGAGGCACUGUUAGAGUCGGAGAGAGCGUUGAGAUUGUGGGGUUGAAAGAUACCAGAACCACCAUUGUUACAGGAGUCGAAAUGUUUCAGAAGAUUCUAGACGAAGCUUUAGCAGGUGACAAUGUCGGGCUUCUGUUGAGAGGUGUUCAAAAGAUCGAUAUCCAAAGAGGGAUGGUUUUGGCUAAACCGGGUUCAAUCACACCUCACACAAAGUUCGAGGCUUUGGUUUAUGUGUUGAAGAAAGAAGAAGGUGGAAGGCAUUCACCAUUUUUUGCAGGUUACAGGCCUCAAUUCUACAUGAGGACGACUGAUGUUACAGGUAAAGUGACUUCGAUUAUGAACGAUAAAGAUGAAGAAUCAAAGAUGGUUAUGCCUGGUGAUCGUGUGAAGAUGGUGGUGGAGCUUAUUAUGCCUGUUGCUUGUGAACAAGGAAUGCGGUUUGCAAUCAGAGAAGGUGGAAAGACUGUUGGAGCAGGUGUUAUCGGAAACAUUCUUGAGUGA
Messenger RNA from Lactuca virosa, 1455 nucleotides. Lineage: Eukaryota; Viridiplantae; Streptophyta; Magnoliopsida; Asterales; Asteraceae. The record is from the annotation of a GenBank genome assembly.